UAGUUGAUUGCAGUAACGAUCGCUCAAGAUGAUAUGGCCUGAGCGAUACUGUCGAGGGCGGUGGUGCAAUAUCAGGGCAUAUGUGAUUUUAAUCGUUGCUAUAUGGCUGUUUGUUUUCCUGGAUACUUGGAUUAGACCGAAGCAACCAGAAAGGCAGCAAUUUGGUAAUAUAAAGACUCAAAGGGUAACUCCAACGAAUAAGGAAAUGACAUGCAUGAACGGAACAGGUGAAUUGUCGUCAAGUCAACUUGUUAUUACCAGGACACAUACGCAACAGUGUGAUAUAGUAGCUACGAUGGUUCAGAGAUACGGCUACAAGCACCAGCUUUCUUUCGCUAUUGGACAAGACACAUCUGUGAUUUCCCAUGAUGAAAAAUUCCGUCGCAACAUGGGCUCCGUGGUGCCGAGACAUCAACCAAAAGCCUUGCAAUAUACCAAAAAACAGUACAACGUUCUUGCGAGUUACGUGCGUUUCAAUAAACCGGAGAUUAACGCGGUGGUACCCAACGCUACGUAUAUCACCGUGAUAGUGGAACCGUCCUACCACCUACAGUAUGUUUUCAAUCUGUACAGCGUGGAUAGAAGUUUACAUAUAAAUAAAUACAGGAAUCCGUUGGAGAAAUUCAUGGAAACGCCUCAAAUGUACAUCGAUAAAAGGUUCAAAUUUUGGUUUCAGCUUCAUAACGGUCAGCUCUUUGAUUUAGGAUUUGAUGACUCAGAAUACCGACUUGAUAGAGUGAAACAAAAAAUUGUAGAACUGGAAAGAGAACUCGACUUCGUAUUAAUCGGGGAAUACUUAGAUGAAUCGCUGGUUGUAUUAAAGAAAAAGUUAUGCUUGGAAUGGAAAGACAUUAUGUAUCUCCCCAUACGCAAUGUCAUUCCAGAAAACAGAAGAUACACGACGGAAACCUUAAGAAGACAAAUUCUAGACUGGAAUGCUGCUGAUAGUUUACUAUAUCAACAUUUCAAUAAGACAUUGUGGAUAGAAAUUGGGAUCUACGGACCGAGUUUCCAAUCCGAUCUUUUCCAUCAUAAAACCUCUAAACAAAGAUUGUGGGACGAUUGUUUGGUGGCACGCUCAGCAGUAAAUGACGACAUCAAAUUAAAACCAAACGCAGGUGAUUUCUGUAAUUUUUUGUACAGAUCGGAAAAAGAACUUUGGAAAGUUCUAGGAAAUAAACAGUGA
Saccoglossus kowalevskii is the source of this 1186-nucleotide messenger RNA. Its product is annotated as galactosylceramide sulfotransferase-like. Gene Ontology annotation, biological process: glycolipid biosynthetic process. NCBI's taxonomy places the organism in Eukaryota, Metazoa, Hemichordata, Enteropneusta, Harrimaniidae. The record is from RefSeq and is a predicted model, not a curated record. Gene Ontology annotation, cellular component: membrane. Gene Ontology annotation, molecular function: galactosylceramide sulfotransferase activity.